UGCGUGAUAAAGUGUUUGACAGAUAGUCAUUAUUCUCUGCUCAGUUAAUUUCAUUUAAGCUCAGUGUAAAUUAUGUGGAUCGUGCAUUUGAAGUUAAAUUCAACACUCUGUCCAUAGUCCAAAAUGCCUAGAGAACGACGUGCGAACAUCGGCCGCCGCACAAGACAUGCAAGCCAGCAACAAGUCUAUUCAAGGAACUUAAGAGAAGAAAGACAAAAUAUAAUAAGAGAAAAUGACCGAUUGAGACAUCGCGUGAGCACACGAAGAUCAUUGGCAUCAUACAAUCGCUUGGCAUUCCAAUAUGAUCCCACUGCGAACUACAGUGAUGAUGAAAAUUUGGAUAUUGGACGAAUGACGACUAUAUGCCGAUAUUGCAAUGCGUUAAAGUUCAAAAGAGAAACGGUUGGAUUGUGCUGCGCAAGUGGAAAAGUCAAACUGGAUCCAUUACUUACACCACCACAGCCACUGAAAACAUUGUUUGAUGGAAGUGAUCCCGAUUCCAGCCAUUUUCUUCAACACAUCCUUGAAUACAAUAACUGCUUUCGCAUGACUUCCUUUGGAGCUAAUAUCAUUCGAGAAGGCGGCUUCAUGCCGACUUGCAAGAUACAAGGUCAAAUAUAUCAUUUGCAUGGUUCAAUGGUGCCAACCACACCAGAUGAACCGCAUCAAUUUCUGCAAAUAUAUUUCAUUUCGUCGAUGGUGGAUCAGCUGAACGUGCGGUGCAAUAUACAGGGAGCACAACAGUUAAAGAGACGAAUUAUUGAACAGUUGCAAGCAUUUUUUCACGCUAAUAAUGCUGUGGUUAAUAUGUUCAAAACAGCAUUGGAACGAAUGCCAUCGGAUACGCACAAAUUUGUCAUAAGAGCGGAUUGUACUCCAACAGGUGAACAUGUGCGAAGAUUCAAUGCACCCACCGUUAAUGAUGUUGCUGCAAUUAUUGUUGGCGAUCCAACUAAAUCACGAGACAUUGUCGUUCAGCGAAGAAGCAAUAUCAUGCAUCGUGUAAACGAGACACAUCGUUUGUACGAUGCGUUACAAUAUCCAAUCAUUUAUUGGCAAGGGCAAGACGGAUACGACAUCACGUUGAAGAUGGUCGAUCCAAUUACAGGAGUAUCAACGAAUAAUAAAAAUCUAAGCGCAAUGAAUUACUAUGCGUAUCGUAUGAUGAUUCGUACACAUGAGGAGAAUGUCAUUCUGAAGUGCGGUCGGCUAUUCCAGCAAUUCGCUGUCGACAUGUAUGUCAAAGUCGAGACCGAACGUUUAGCGUUCAUCAGAUUCAAUCAGCCAAAGCUACGAUCUGAGGACUAUAUACACUUGCGUGAUGCUAUUCAUUCAGAUGGUGAUGUUCAGAAUAUUGGACGACUGACGGUUCUCCCAUCAACUUAUAUCGGAAGCCCACGCCACAUGCACGAAUACGCUCAAGACGCUAUGACGUACGUGCGAAAUUAUGGAACUCCGGAUUUAUUUAUUACGGUCACAUGCAAUACGAAGUGGACGGAAAUUGAACGCGAGUUGGAACCGGGUCAAAAACCGCAAGAUCGCCAUGACAUAAUCGCCAGAGUAUUUCAGCAAAAACUCAAGGUUAUGAUGGAUGUGCUUACUAAGUAUCGAGUUUUUGGUGACACACGUUGUUAUAUGUACUCGGUGGAAUGGCAGAAGCGUGGACUACCGCAUGCUCAUAUCCUAAUUUGGUUGCUGAACAAAUUACAUUCAAAUGAAGUGGAUGACAUCAUAUCAGCUGAAAUUCCUGAUCCAGUCACUGAUCCCCGUCUACACGACAUUGUGACGACACAGAUGGUGCAUGGACCGUGCGGUGCAUUAAAUCCAUUAUCGCCUUGCAUGGCUGAUGGAAAGUGCACAAAACGAUAUCCGCGACCGUUAGUUGCUGAAACAGUCACAGGGAACGAUGGAUAUCCAGUUUAUAUCAAAGUUAAAGUUCAAAAUCAAGAGAUUGAGAUCGGAAAUGAAUUCAUUGUACCAUAUUGCCCGCUGCUAUCACGAAUUUUCGAAACACAUGCAAACGUUGAGAGUUGUCAUUCGGCCAAAUCAAUCAAAUAUUUGUGCAAGUACGUCACAAAAGGCAGCGACAUGGCUGUGUUUGGUAUUGCGUCGGAAAAUGUGAAUGACGAAAUCAGCAACUUCCAAAUGGGCAGAUACGUCAGUACUAAUGAAGCACUGUGGCGAUUAUUGUCAUUUCAAAUUCAUGAAAGAUAUCCCACAGUUGUACAUUUAGCAGUGCAUUUGGAAAAUGGCCAAAGAGCUGCACAAUUUUCCAAACAAUUGUUAGAUCUUGGAAAUGGAAAAGUCCCAGUUGAUGCGACAUCUGGAUUAAUUACUCUUACCAACGACUUUUGCCGAUUUGUAGACACUCAAUUAGUUCUUAUUGAAAAUGUUUUCCCAAACAUUAGUGAGAAUUAUAAGAAUUAUGCUUGGUUAAGUCAACGAGCAAUUCUUGCAGCAAAGAAUAAUGAUGUCCACGCACUGAAUUUCACCAUUCAAUCAAAAAUUGCUGGCGAUUUGGUGACAUACAAAUCCGUUGAUUCAAUAACAAAUCCCGAUGAUGUAGUAAAUUAUCCAACGGAGUUUUUGAACUCUCUGGAGAUACCAGGAUUUCCACCACAUAACUUGCAACUGAAAGUUGGUACAGUUAUUUUGAUACUGCGUAAUUUGAAUCCACCGCGACUUUGCAACGGUACUCGACUUUCGGUAAAGAGACUUAUGCCGAAUUUAAUUGAGGCAACCAUUAUUAACGGAAAAGUCUUUCAUAACUACGGUUUAAUCGACCAAGAAAGUGAUACUUCCGACUUUGAAAAUGAAAUGGCAGAAUUUAACGUUGCAAUUCGGAAAGAGAAAAUUUUUAGAGAACGCAAAAAUUACUUCGAGUUAUUAGACGAAGUAGAGUUUCAGAAACGAUUUCGUUUGAAGAAACAAACAGUUAAAAUAAUCCUGGAAGAAUUACAAGAUCAGAUAAAAUAUCCCACCAACAGAAAUAAUGCCAUCUCUCCAAUGACGCAAUUGUUACUAACAUUGAGGUUUUUUGCUACGGGGAAUUUUCUCAUUACAGCCGGUGACUUUAGUGGUGUUAGCGUUGCAGCUGCUGGACAAAUUGUAAAGCGAGUCAGUUAUGCAUUAGCUACAAAAAGUGAUAAAUAUAUAAAAAUGCCUAAAACAACAGCAGAGAUAAUGGAGCUGAAAGUUAAGUUUUAUGGAUUAGCCCGUUUCCCAAAAGUAAUAGGUGCAAUAGAUUGUACCCACAUCAAAUUACAAUCUCCGUCGAGAGAAUAUGGGGAACAAUAUAGAAAUAGAAAGGGGUAUUUUUCCCUAAAUUUACAAGCUUUGGUUAAUGCAAAUUUGGAGUUCUUGGAUGUAGUGGCACGUUGGCCCGGCUCAGCACAUGACAGCAAUAUUUUUGCAAAUAGCAGGCUCAGGGCAAGAAUGGAACUCCACGAGUUUAAAGAUUGUGUGAUUUUGGGAGACGCAGGCUAUGCAUUAUCCCAUUACUUACUAACGCCUAUACCAAAUCCAACAACCAAGGCUGAAAGAUUGUACAAUGAAUCUCAGAUUAGGACUCGUAAUGUGGUGGAACGGACAUUUGGAGUCUGGAAACGAAGAUUCCCUGUCUUAUUUUUUGGACUCCGUUUGAAAAUGGAAACAUCAAUGGCAGUUAUUCAGUCCUGUGCCAUACUUCACAACAUUGCUCGCUUGGCAAAUGACCCACAACCACCAGAUGAGGUUGAAAAUAUCACAGAUUUAUUAACCAAUGAAUUAGUGGAUAUAGAAGAUGCUAUACAGCCAGAACAUAAUAAUUGUGGUCUGAGAAAUGCUCUUAUAGCAGAACAUUUUGGUCUCAUGUGA
Messenger RNA from Metopolophium dirhodum (rose-grain aphid), 3855 nucleotides. RefSeq lists its product as uncharacterized. The transcript is spliced from 6 exons. The coding region runs from base 124 to 3855 and encodes 1243 amino acids. Lineage: Eukaryota; Metazoa; Arthropoda; Insecta; Hemiptera; Aphididae. The record is from RefSeq and is a predicted model, not a curated record.